GCAGCAAAUCGUGCCGAGACAGCUCAACUUCUGCUGUGCCAACUGCAGCAGCUGCAGGUGUGACUUGCGCCCGCCCCGGGUGCUCAAAACCGUCUUGGAACGGCGCGCAGGGCGAGUACUGCAGCAAAUCGUGCCGAGACAGCUCAACUUCUGCCGUGCCAACUGCAGCAGCUGCUUCACAGGGGGGCUGCUUCUGAUGUCCGGCGUCGCUCUGAUCACAG
Effrenium voratum is the source of this 221-nucleotide messenger RNA. The record is from the annotation of a GenBank genome assembly. NCBI's taxonomy places the organism in Eukaryota, Dinophyceae, Suessiales, Symbiodiniaceae.